GAAUUGUGCAACGGUGUUAUUCAAUGGCAAUCACGCUGCUGGUCUUUUCUCAUAAAUCCGCACAAGGAGUGAAAUCCACCGUUUGGAUUUCCUACUCACGAGACCAUCUACUAAAAAUUAAGCAACAUUUCUUUAAGGAGCAGCUUUCUGUGAUCUCAGCCCCCCCUGUCUUUACGAACGCAGAGGAGAUUCUAACACAGGAAGAGGCAAUUCCCCCGGAGCCAUGGAUUACCAAAAAAAAUAAACGACAGAAGCAGCGGAGAGAUAAACGGGCUGGGAUCUUAAACAGAUUAAGGAAUAGAAGCAAUAAAACUCCUCUGCCUUCAAUUUUCCUAACAAAUGUACGUUCACUUGCAAAUAAGAUGGAUGAAAUACUCCUCUUAAACAAAUACUAUUCUGAUUUUCGCAAUUCAGCAGUCCUAUGCUUCUCUGAAACCUGGUUAAAGGAAUCAAUUGAAGAUAGCAGCCUGCAUAUUCCAGGGUUUCAGAUUGAACGAUCAGACAGAAUUACAGAAACAUCUGGUAAAAAGAAGGGAGGAGACUUAUGCCUAUUUAUUAACAGCAGCUGGUGUCAAGAUUUAAAAGUAAUUUACAAAUUCUGUGACAACAAUUUAGAGACUUUAAUUAUCAACUGCAAACCAUACUAUUUGCCUCGUGAAUUUUCCUCAUUUCUUCUAAUUGCUGUUUAUGUCCCACCACAAGCCUGUGUAAACAAGGCAUUACGAACUCUAGCUGACUAAAUCAUGGAGGCUGAAGCCAAAUACCCUGAUUCAUUGGCCAUUAUUUUGGGAGAUCUAAACAAGGCAAACUUAAGGAAAGAGCUACCAAAAUACUUUCAGCAUGUCAAUUGUCCCACUAGAGACAAGAAUACUUUAGACCAUUGCUACACAAAACUAAAAGAUGCUUAUCGGUCUUUACCAUGAGCAUCAGUAUGACACUCUUAUCAUUGCAUGAUUCACCUUGUACCUGCUUACAGGCAAAGACUUAAAACCACAAAACCAACAAUUAAAUCAGUGAAGACCUGGACGGAGGAGGCAAAAUUAAACCUACAGGCCUGCUUUGACUGCAUUGAUUGGAAUAUUUUUGAAGAUACCUCUGCAGACCUGGAUGAACUCACAGAUACUGUAACAUCAUAUGUCAGCUUCUGUGAAGACCUAUGUGUACCUACAAGGAACUUGCGAAUAUACAGUAACAACAAACCUUGGUUCACACCUAAACUUAAGCAGCUACGACAUUCCAAAGAGGAAGCCUACAGAAAAGGUGAUAAAAUGCUGUACAAUCAGGCCAGAAAUGCACUAACAAGGGAGAUCAGAGCAGCAAAAAGAAGCUACUCUGAAAAGCUAAAGAAUCAGUUUUCAGCAAAUGAACCAGCAAACAUGUGGAAAACUCUUAAAAAUAUCACCGGCUAUGGCAAACCUCCUUCCCAGGCUGAAGGUAAUCAACAACUGGCAGAUGACCUGAAUGAGUUUUACUGCAGGUUUGAAAGGAAACUACAGCCACCUAUCUCCACAACCCCCAUCUCAGACACACCAACAACAGCCAAGCCUCCUACAACUGACCCCAUUUCAUUGGGUUCACAACCCCUAGUGAUCACAGAAAAGGAAGUGCAGGACCUAUUUCACAGACAAAAGCCAGGAAAAGCUCCAGGCCCAGACAAGAUAACUCCUUCUUGCUUAAAAGUCUGUGCUGACCAAUUGGCCCCCAUCUUCACCCAUAUUUUCAAUAAAUCACUAAAGAUGUGCUAUGUUCCUUCUUGCUUCAAAUGCUCUACCAUCAUCCUAGUGCCGAAGAAGCCCACCAUCAAGGAGCUGAAUGACUACAGACCAGUUACUUUAACAUCUGUAGUCAUGAAAACCUUUGAAAGGCUAGUGCUUUCCUACUUGAAAACCAUCACAGGUCCGCUGUUAGACCCCUUGCAAUUUGCAUACCGAGCAAAUAGAUCAACAGAUGAUGCUGUUAAUAUGGCUCUGCACUACAUCCUACAACAUCUUGAAUCUCCAAGACCUAUGCAAGGGUCCCCUUUGUAGACUUUAGUUCAGCAUUCAAUACCAUCAUUCCAGACACUCUUAUAACUAAGCUAAACCAGCUACAGGUACCUGAACAGACUUGUAAGUGGAUCAAAAGCUUCCUAACAAACAGGAAGCAGCAGGUGAAGCGAAGCAGGAUCACAUCAGAUACCUGUACAAUUAGCACAGGGGGGCCCCCAAGGCUGUGUGCUCUCGCCACUUCUCUCUGUAUACCAAUGACUGCAUCUCCAAUGAUCCAUCUGUUAAACCACUGAAGUUCGCAGAUGACACAAUAGUGAUCGGUCUCAUUCGAGACAAUGACGAAUCCGCAUAUAGAUGAGAGGUUGAACGACUAGCCUCAUGGUGCGACCGAAACAAUCUGGAACUGAACACACUCAAAACCGUAGAAAUGGUGAUAGACUUUAGGAGAAACCCUUCCAUACUUCCACCUCUCACAAUACUAGACAACACAGUAUCAACAGUAGAAAUCUUCAAAUUUCUAGGUUCUACCAUAUCGCAGGAUCUAAAAUGGACAGCUAACAUCAAAAACAUCAUCAAUAAAGAACAACAAAGAAUGUUCUUUCUGCACCAACUCAGAAAGCUCAAACUGCCCAAGGAGCUGCUGAUCCAGUUCUACAGAGGAAUUAUUGAGUCUGUCAUUUGCACCUCUAUAACUGUCUGGUUUGGUUCUGCAACUCAACAAGAAAGACACAGACUUCAGAGGAUAAUUAGAACAGCAGAAAAAAUAAUUGCUACCAACCUGCCUUCCAUUGAGGACCUGUAUACUGCACGAAUCAAGAAAAGGGCCGUGAAAAUAUUUCCAGAUCCCUCACAUCCUGGACAUAAACUGUUUCAACUCCUACCCUCAAAACGACGCUAUAGAGCACUGCACACCAGAACAACUAGACACAAGAACAGUUUUUUCCGGAAGGCCAUCACUCUGCUAAACAAAUAAUUCCCUCAACACUGUCAAACUACUAAAUCUGCACUACUAUUAAUCUUCUCAUCGUUCCCAUCACCAAUCUCUUUCCACUUAUGACUGUAUGACUGUAACUUUGUUGCUGGUAAUCCUUAUGAUUUAUAUUGAUAUUGAUUGUUCCUGAUUGCUUAUUUGUACCCUAUGAUUAUCAUUAAGUGUUGUAUCAUUAAGUGUUAAAUUGUACCCUAUGACCAUCAUUUGUGUUGUAAAUGUUGUACCUUGAUGAAGGUAUCUUUUCUUUUAUGUACACUGAGAGCAUAUGCACCAAGACAAAAUCCUUGUGUGUCCAAUCACAAUUGGCCAAUAAAAAUUCUAUUCUAUUCUAAUGAAAUUUUGCUCCAAAUGACGG
This is a messenger RNA of Ahaetulla prasina, 3334 nucleotides long. RefSeq lists its product as uncharacterized. The coding region runs from base 951 to 2027 and encodes 358 amino acids. The transcript is spliced from 2 exons. Lineage: Eukaryota; Metazoa; Chordata; Lepidosauria; Squamata; Colubridae. The record is from RefSeq and is a predicted model, not a curated record.